UGAGUAUCUGAACAAAAGCUGGGACUAACUCUGCGUAUAUCCCUCCAGGACCGGAAAAUAAGAACAUACUCGUCUGUGGUGUCAGUGGUCAGGAGUCUAAUCAAGCUUUAUAUUAUUUUCUAGAAAGCCUGCAGAACGCAUGUGCAGUAGGGUCCCGUUGUAGUGCAGCAGCAGCACCAAAUUGGAGUCUACAGAGUGUGUACAUGAAAUUGAAUCCACUUGCAUGUAGAUGUGAGAAGCACAGCACUGUGUGCAGUAGACCCGCUGCUCUGAUUAGAAUGGAUGCAGCGCGCUUUAUUUUUACUCUCGGUUACAUCAGACUUACUGUUGCAGCUGAGAGUUUUUGCAAACUGCUUCUGUUCCAUCAGUGUUUGUGAUUUGUGCCAGAGGGCUGCACACUCUCAUUCUGACCUGUGAUGGACUCACACAGACUUGCUGUAAGUUUAAAUCCUGCAGCGUGAAUUAUGCGGUCCGACCUCAGAGAUGUGGAGCUGUUAGUGACUCAACAAGAUCCUGAAGAUUAAAGGGUUAAACUUUUACACACGUCUCAUUCUUUUACCUCUUCGUGUAUCUCACAUCAGGCAAAAAACGCCCCAAACUUCUUCCAGCACAUUCAGCCUGUCUGUGUUUUACAGUGCAUCGGCGAGGAGGGCUGGAGAUGGGAGGGUGUGAGAGGAGGAAGAGGAGGAUGAGGGGGAGGGAGGAGGAGGACGGUCCUGCUGUCAAACACAGAUGAAAAUCCAGCGGCAGGUUUCAGGAGGACACCGCCGUUAGGUAAUCGCAUUUAUCGUCUCCUCGGAUGCGGCGGGGGCGGGGGUCAGCGGACACCGAGCGCCGAGCUGCGCACAAAGAAAUCCGUUUCAUUCCGUUCCCUCCAACUCCGGAGCUGCUGGAGAGGCGACGUGUGCGUGCAGUCCGGUGACGGUGCACGGACACACACCGAGCCCAAACUUCAGACUGGAUUCAGAAACUGGAGCCGGAGCAGCGCCUGUGCCUCGUAAUUGGCGCAGUUACGCGGAAGGUUGUGCGCCAGUCUGAGUGGCUCAGGAGCGUCUUCAAGAGAACAUGAACGGGACACGUUAAAGAGCCGGGGCGGCUCGUCUCCGCGCUGAAAGCUUCAGUGGAGCUUCCGUAAACCUCCGGUCAGUCGGACAUAAUAAAAUCUCAUCCAUCCCAUCACACAUCCAGCUGCCAGCAUGCCCAUCAUCAGCAAUGCCAACCACGACUUCAGCACCUACUCCAUCAGCAGUGACGACAGCAGCCUCGACCGCUUCUUCACCGAGAUCCCGGAGACCGAGACCCUCAAAGGCGUUUACUUCCAGCGCGCCCAGCUCCUGCGCGACCCGAAGGCGUCGUAUGUGGUCGACCGCACCCUGCAGGUUCUGGUCAAUGUCGGCGGCAACCGCUACACCUUCCCCUGGAGCACGCUGGAGCAGUUUCCUCAGAGUCGUCUGGGUCGCCUGCGCUUCUGCACCACCCCUGAGGAGAUCGCACGACUCUGCGACGACUACGACGAGACCUGCCAGGAGUUCUUCUUCGACCGAAACCCAACAGCCUUUAGGGUCAUCCUCAACUUCUUGGCAGCAGGCAAACUGCGUCUGCUCCGGGAGUUAUGUGCCGUUUCACUGCACGACGAGCUCGACUACUGGGGCGUGGACCCCGGCCACAUGGAGCGCUGCUGCCGCCGUCGCAUGAUGGCCCGGGUGGAGGAGGUGGCGGAGCGGGAGCGUAAAGAGGAAGAGUGGAGGCAGAAGAGGAUGAUGCUGAAGAAGACCAGCACACAGACUGAAAAGGGCUAUCGCAGACUGAUCGUGGUGCUGCGCGAUAUGGUGGAAAACCCUCACUCCGGGCUGGCCGGGAAGAUGUUCGCCUGCCUCUCCAUCGUCAUGGUGAUGGUCACCGUCAUCAGUCUGUGCAUCAGCACCAUGCCGGACCUCCGAGAUGAGGAGACGAAGGGCGAGUGCUCCCAGAAGUGUCACAACAUGUUCGUGGUGGAGUCCAUCUGCGUGGCCUGGUUCACCUUGGAGUUUGUGCUGCGAUUUAUCAACGCCCAGAGCAAGCUGGCCUUCGCCCGCGGCCCGCUCAACAUCAUCGACGCCGUUGCCAUCCUGCCGUACUACGUGUCCCUGGUGGUCGACAUCAAAGACGAGUCGCACGAGGAUGUCAUCAUGGGGGCCGGCAGAGGCUACCUGGACAAACUGAGCCUGAUCCUUCGCCUGCUGCGAGCCCUACGGAUCCUCUACGUGAUGCGGCUGGCUCGCCACUCUCUGGGCCUGCAGACGCUCGGGGUGACCAUGCAGCGCAGCAUGAGGGAGUUCGGGCUGCUGCUGCUGUUCGUCUGCGUGGCCGUGACCCUCUUCUCACCUCUGGUUCAUCUAGCGGAGAGCGAGCUGGCGCCGUUUGCCGCCACGCACCCCCACCACAGCUUCAGCAGCAUCCCAGCCUCUUACUGGUGGGCCAUCAUCUCCAUGACCACCGUGGGCUACGGCGACAUGGUGCCGCGCAGCAUCCCCGGACAGAUAGUGGCGCUGACCAGCAUCCUGAGCGGCAUCCUCAUCAUGGCGUUCCCGGCCACCUCCAUCUUCCACACCUUCUCCCGCUCAUAUCAGGAGCUCAAGCAGGAGUACAAGAGGGUGUGGAAGGAGGAGCGGGACGAGGAAAUAGCUGCCGAGUCGGGGAAGAGCUGCUCCAAGGAUCAUUCUUCACUAGAUGAGCUCAAAUCCGUGUCGAAGAAUGGAAAUGAUGGGAUGAAGUCGAGCAAGACUCCCACACUCCCGUCUGCAGCGUUCUGAUGGAGGUCAUGUGACACUUUUGGUUCAUUAUGUGUUAAAAACUUUCUCCUUCCCGUACAUUUAAACUCCUGAGCACUUGUACGAUGAACGAAAUAAUAUUCCAGGUUCUAGAUUCAUGUUUCCAUCAAAGUCCAUCAGGUCAUAUUCGCCUCUUAACUUCCACCAGGUCACUGAGGUUUGUUUACAUCAAUCUGAUCUUGAUCCUGAUUUUGGCUUCACACAUUUAAAUGGAUUUGAUCACGUAACAUUAAAAAUGCACGCUCCUCCAAUAAAAAGGAAAUUGAGCGCUCCCUAAAUCAGCGUCUGACCACCUGCCUGCGUGAGCCAAUCGCAGCUGUUCCCUGCACCGUGCUGCCGGACCUGUCUGCUCAAGUAAUCGGCUCGAUUGAUUAACCAAGAAGACGUUAUGCAAAGAGGGCAUGAGAGCUGCGUCUGCACCAUAAAGCAACACAAAUAACCCGAGAACACCCAGAAAUGUAGAGUAACAAUCAUCCAACAUCAGCUCCGACAUCCAUGACGUGAGGCUGUGCAGCGUCAUCCACUCACAGAGAAACACUCAAAUCUCAUUUCAUGUGGUCAAAGAUAAGUGCCGACUAACCGCGGUGAGUAAUGAAAGCUUCGGGAAAAUGGUCAGCUUACUGGCAAAAUAUCUGUUGUUACCUCAUGGAGUUAUUUUUCAAAGCAGCAAAACGUCGAUCGUGCAGGACACAGAGAAAGACUUUAGGUCUUCCUUCCAGGAGAGGAAGGAAGACUUUUUUCGUCUGCAGACAUUCAUUUAUAAAGAAUAACUACAGGAAUGUCACAUUAUGUAAAAGUGAAAGCAGCACCCUGCUGAUUUAAAUUUCUGCAAAUUUUUGUGAAAAAUGUUAUUAAAUUAUUUUAUUUUGAUGCAAAUAUUUGUACAGAUGUGAAACCAUCAAAAAAAUGAGUGAACAAUUGUAACAAAUAAUCAAAAUAACGGCUUAAACCGUGCAGCCGUGCUGAACAUUCAUCACUUUUUAUGGAGUUUUAAAGCUUUUAGGGAAAAAACUAUACAAAAUUAAUAUAAAAUCUUCCAGUUUUUUCUGCAGCUGAAACAAAGUCCGUCUGUAUCUCUGCACACGUCACUGCUGACCUGGUGGAUUUUAGAGGUUAAACUGUCCUGUUUCCUGUCCCAGCCGUGUUUGUUUUUAAUGACGAGCUCGGCGUAUGUAAAGUAAUCCCUGUGCACCGCUGUGCUCUACACGCUCUGUUUAUCGCAGGUUUUUCUAUUGCUGGCUCUCUGUGAUGUCAGAGUGGAUCUCUUUAUAUGGUCAUCUCCAGUCCACAGCCCUGGUUGUGAGUGCAGAACCACCCAAUGUGCAAAUCUUUGUGUCUGUAAGCCAUUCAGAAGAUUGCUUUAAAAGGGGGAGGAGCUAUAAGAGUUUGUGUUCAACGUUCACUAAGAUAUGAAAGAAUUGUUUGGUAUUGUGAGUCAAAGCAAAAGCACGGAGCUGGAAAUGAGUCGUUCCCGAAGCUUUUCCAGAACAUUGAAUUCUCCCUUUGUGUUCUGAGGAGCUCCAAACUGUGGUCUUAAUAGUCUUACUCCUCUCUGUGGCUGCUAGGAGACACUGUGUCUGUAGUAAUACACUAUUUUUGUACACACACACACUCCGUGCACCAAUCCAAUUACAGUAUGAUUGUCUGGAGAGCAUCAGUGUAAUGGAAGAUCACAUUUCUUCCUCUUGGUUCUUUCGGUUUUAAUCAGAUAACUGAAAGAAGAUUCUCCAGCAUCUUCUUUUCUUCCCGUUUGCUUUUGGACUGUGACGCUGAAACUCUCGAGUUUCGGGAUGUUGGAGUGUCCUUGAAUGGACCAUCGGCGCUCACAGAAGCCGGUGAUGAAAACUUCACUGUGAUGGAUUGCACAGCACAGACGGCGUCACGUCUCAGAGAGGAUUUUUCAGAGGGAGUCGAUGGCUGCCUGGAGGGAAGAAAGUCAUUUAAAAACCAAUCAGCAGAGGUGUCGAAGCAUUUUUGAGAACCACCAACUCGGUCCUUUAAUGUGCACAGAAAUUUUUGUCCUUCAUUCUUCAACCACUCACGUCUUUCUGGCAUUUUUAAAAUAAAAUAACACUUGGAUUCAUUUGCUGUGAUGAAUGCUUUGGAUUGUUUUAUUGCACUCGAAGCUCCUGAGCAGUUUUAAUGACUACACGACAGAAAAAUGUGACUUAAAAAGAGGCCUUAGAGAAGGAGAUGGUGGGCUUCAUUGUAUUGAAUGGAAGGACUAGUUAGUAAUGAGAAAAAUGCAACACUGCAGUCAGCAGCGAUGAAUUACACGCUCUGGUAAUGACUUCCUGUGGAGCUUUAUUAUAAAGAAACUAAAACAGUGUAGGCACCUCCAGCAGUGACCAGCUAAUACCAGAAAUGAUCGUAAAACCUGCAGUGCCUCUACUGUCCAGCAGAGGCAGCAGUGAGUCAAUCCCCAUAGACUCCCAUGUUAAAGCUUUACAGCAGAAACAAACAUGUUUACAGCCUGACACACAAACUGUUUGGUCUCUGUAGAUAAUUUCUCCUUCAUAACACCUGUUUUAUAACUCACCUGGAUUAAAGCUUGUAUUAUUAGGGGCGUGGCGUCUUUGGUGACACAGGUGGCUGUAGCUGCUAGCUCUCUGCUUGGCUUCACCUCAGCUACCUGGAGUCCCUGAACUGGACCUGUGGACUGAGAGGUUAUGUAUCUGUGUCUGUGUGAUCCUCUCGUACACUCUAUGGAUGGUCCUGAGAGACAGUCUUCCUUUUGCAGCUUAAAACAAAUCUAGAACAUUUUAAAAAAUAAAUCUAAAUAAAUAAAUAAAAGUGGAGCCUCCUGAUGGCGUCGAAAUCUUGGACAGAAUUAUUCACACCUCUGCUGACAGAAAUGUAAUGUCAGAUCAAAUAUGGUCCUCACUGUAAGACGGGCAGGCAGACUGAUGAUGCUGAAAUUUGGCAGAAAAUCGGCUCCAGAUGGCUAAUUUCUGUGUUUCCUUUCAGUAAAACAGAAAAGUUUCAGUUGAGAAAUCUGCAGGGAGUUCAUGCUUUUUGGCCUGAAUUACAUUCAUUUGUGCAGCUCAUAUACAUUAAACAGGCUGAAAUAAACUGGAGUGACCCUUUAAUAAGCUGCUGUAACUCUGCCGUCACAGCUUCAUGCACAUUUCUACUCUGAACAAAACAAAAGGUCUGUUUUUGAUGUAUCUCAUUAUUAUAUUUUGUCAUCAGUUUAAAUUCAGCUGCACUUUUCCUCCAAAUGAUUUGUGCUGAAAGCCGGACGGAUCAUUUCUGUGUUUGCUGCGUUUGUCUGCAUGGCUGUCUUUGGAUGCUUUUAAUUUGAAGUGAAGUGUCGUCACGCAGACAUCUGCUGUUAUCGUUCGUGUUCGAGACGCAGAUGGAGGCUGUGCGAGAGCCUCUUUCUGUCUCUGCAGAACUUGUUUGACACUUGUUGGCACGACGGCUUCGGUUUAAAUUACAAACAAUGGGAACACUGAAGUCCAACAGGCACUCGUUCUUCUCUUCUAUCACUUCUUGUUUUCCUCCAACCUGCACGGCCUGCUGUCCUCACAGGAGACGAGGCUAACGGUGUGAAACUCACGUGUCCUUCAUCAGAUGUAGGGAAUGACUGCAGACAGAUUGGAACUUACUAUCAUCAUCAUCUUACUUCUUCUGCUCUGUCUUAACCCCAUCCCAGCGUCCUCCUCUGUCACACCAACCCUCUGCAUGUUCUCCUUCAUCAUCCUUUAUCCGAUAUAUCCAAUAUAUCCACUCUCCCUCGUCUGCACAUGUGCAAACCAUCUCAGCCUCGCUCUUCUAACUUUAAGGACGGUUGAAGCAGGAAAGGCGUAAAUCCAUAAUAUCCAAAUCAAACAUGCAGAUCAUCAGCUGCACUAAUAAUGAAAUAAACAAACUGAUUCAUAAUAAUAAAUAAAGUUCACUGAGUAGCGGUCCCCACAGUUUUGACUGUAUUGAAAAGAGCUGUAGCGGUGCUUUGGCGCACCCUGCUGGUGGCCAAGAAGAGAAGAGCUGGAUCCUGGUGGAGAGUUAAAUACCUGGGAAGAAGCUUCUCGGAUGAGAGGUGGAACAAAGAAGUCCAGUCGCUUUUCUUUCCAAGCUCCUUAGACUGGAAAGACUUUAAACUUUGCACAAGAACUUAGACAAGUUCUAAAUAUUCACAGAAUCCAAACGAUUUAAAAGCACGAAGGUCCUGGGACCAUGUAGCCUCAGGGCCGUAUCUGCUCCUUUGUGCAGGGAGAACAGAUCAGUUACACGUUUGGGACCAAACCUUCAGAAACAAGCUCUACGAGGAGCGGCGUGAGGAACCAACCAGCUCGACUUGCAUUCACCAGAGGACAUCGGAACUGGCAGGUUGCCACUAGUGACCUGAUCCCGUCACAGAUGAGAUCAGGUUCACAGUGGGCACACGUGACAGACACGAGUCUGGAGGUGCCGUGGCAAGCAUUAUGCUGCCUGAAACAUCAUCUGUGAAGGGACAACGGGCCGAUGGAAGACAAAUGCUGAACGAGCUGCAGGGCGCUGGGUGGCGAGCGCAGGUCAGAAUAAAAGAUGUCGAUAAAAUUAGAGAGAAAUCAGUCAGGAGGGAUAAGCAGAGAGCACCAGCUGCUAAACUGCUGCCUGUUUGGUUGUCUUGUUGUUUCCUCAACAGUGCAGGUGAACUGCACACAGCGAUGUCCCUGAACGCUGUGAGGAUCAUGUGAUCAUGUGUUAACAUGGCUCAUUUUAACAUUAUUCACAAUAAACGUGGAAAAGCUGGACUGAACUCGCUGCUUACACAUGGAAUGGAAAACCAAAGCCUGAGGCUACAUUUCCCGAUUGGACUGGAACUUUUUAAAAGGUUAUAAUUUCUGCAUCUGCAGCUCUCGGAUGUUCUUCUCAGUUUGUGAUCAAGUCUGACGUUAUCUGUUUGUCUGUUCUUUAACUGUACACUGGCCUCAAGAACAGGGAUCUCAAUCUUAAUGUAAUAACCAGCUCAAAUAAAGCAUCUAAUAAUAAAAAGGAAGCCAAGUCAAUCACAGCUCACCCAGUCCUUUAUACAGGGCAUGCCUGUAGUUUAACCAAUAACUUUUGUUGUUUGUUUCAUAAAUAAGUACCGCUGUAGGAGCCUCGAUGCAGUUUGUGGAGUUUAUAUGUUUAACAUAAUUUUAUUAAAACUAUAAAGUUAUGGCUCACUUGCUUAGAGUUGUAUUAUAUUGGAAGGAAUACUUACAGACUGACAUAUUAAGAAUAAUGGAACAAGUUCUCAGUUUGAUUUGUUGUGGUUAAAAUGUAUGCUUUUAUUUUAAUAAUAAUGUGUAUGUGUUAGUCCCCGUAGGGAAAUUACUCCUCUGCAUUUAACCCAUUCACCCCAGUGAAGCAGUGGGCAGCCACCAAUGCAGCGCCCGGGGAGCAGUGUGUAGGGACGGUACCUUGCUCGGGGAUGCCGAACCCCCGACCUUCCGAUCAUGGGGCAACCACUCUACCUACUGACCUAUCCCCGGCUAUCCCUAGUGUGAUAGUCUGGUAGGGACAGGAAGGCUUUUUUUGACCUCUCUGUGUCUCUGCAUCUGUUUGAACUUUGAUAAUUCUGGAUUGAGUCACCAUGUUGUACCUGAGAGGGACAAAGUGGAGCGUCGAGCUUCACUGGAAAGCUACAAUCGCUGUUUAUUGUCUCCACUGAAAUGUCUCAUAAUAUUACCUAAGAACAGUACGUAUAAUGUGAAAUUCUUGUGGAACUCCAUGUCUAACCUUUGUGUGUGAGGAAGACAUCCAACUCAGAUUCAAACUCCAAAAUAAAUUGCAGCGAAUACUUAAGUUCAAAAGUCUUUUAUUCUGAAAGGUUCAGGUGUACUACUUGGUAUUAUCUCAGUUUAAAAAAACAACACAUGAAAGGUUUAAAUAAUUAACUUUUCUUUGAAAUCAUCAGAAAUAUUGGGUUUAAGUUGUGUAACAGUUCAAACAUACAUGAACACCGAGCUGUAAAAAUCAUUGAUGUU
This is a messenger RNA of Oreochromis niloticus (Nile tilapia), 8767 nucleotides long. Its product is annotated as potassium voltage-gated channel subfamily G member 4. The record is from RefSeq and is a predicted model, not a curated record. Gene Ontology annotation, molecular function: delayed rectifier potassium channel activity; protein binding. Gene Ontology annotation, cellular component: membrane; voltage-gated potassium channel complex. Gene Ontology annotation, biological process: potassium ion transmembrane transport; action potential; protein homooligomerization. The transcript has 3 exons. Lineage: Eukaryota; Metazoa; Chordata; Actinopteri; Cichliformes; Cichlidae. Bases 1197 to 2792 code for a protein of 531 amino acids.